AUGGAUGUGCACGAGGUCCACCGAGCUCGGGCCCAGAUGACAGCGUCGAGCAUUGGGGAGGACAGAGCCAUCCUCCUGGGCUAUAUCAUGAUAGCCUUUUCUGUGCUUAUGUUCUUUGUGGUUGGCAUCACUGUGGUCAAACCGUACGUUAACAGUAACUGGCAGAAGGAGGCCGGCUGUGUGCUGGUACAGACCGAAAUCCUGACAGACUGGGUGGACUGCAGAUCGGUGACCACCGUGCCGUGCCUCAGGCUGACGGUUAACCUCACAGGGUCCAAUCAAAGCGCUUUUCUGCACUUUGAUGAAGAAUCAGUUCUCCUCGCUUCUGAGUGUUUCUACGUGCCCAAGUGUCGCAUGGACAGAGCAGAUCUUGAAGCCGAAGUUCAGAAAGUGAAAAACACCUUGGACGUCUGGCUGGGGAGAACCUCAUCGUGCCUCACAGACCGUAUGAGUUACCCCAAGGACGUCAUCUUAGGCAGGAAGUACACUCUGAGGAAGGCUUUGUUUGCACUGCUGUGGCCCUGUCUCAUGCUGAGUGGUGGGGCUUUGUUGGUAGGCCUUGUGAAGCUGACACAGUGCUUAGCAGUUCUGUCCCAUGAGAUGUGCAGUGAGAGCACAGGGAGCAGGCUGACAUCAAGAUACACCCAGGGCAAACUGUACAGACUCCUCUGGAGGUCCAGCACGCAGUCAUCCUCAUGACAAAAGUCAGUGUUUGUGCUGCAGCACACCAAAAAUACAAUCAGUACACAUGUAGCUGGUACAUAAAUGUGAAGC
Monopterus albus (swamp eel) is the source of this 774-nucleotide messenger RNA. RefSeq names its product potassium calcium-activated channel subfamily M regulatory beta subunit 3 (gene kcnmb3). NCBI's taxonomy places the organism in Eukaryota, Metazoa, Chordata, Actinopteri, Synbranchiformes, Synbranchidae. Gene Ontology annotation, cellular component: voltage-gated potassium channel complex; membrane. The record is from RefSeq and is a predicted model, not a curated record. Gene Ontology annotation, biological process: potassium ion transport; detection of calcium ion. Gene Ontology annotation, molecular function: calcium-activated potassium channel activity; potassium channel regulator activity. The coding region runs from base 1 to 699 and encodes 232 amino acids. The transcript is spliced from 3 exons.